AUGCUCGUGAAGAGCUUUACUAGACAGCCAUUCUUGUUACAGAGUGCAGCUCAACGUUUGAUGGCAACCACUCCCGAUAUGAAGAUUAAUGCCACCGAGAGCAAGCCAAAGAACUAUAAGAUUUUCUCCAUCUUCCGUUUCGAUAAUGAGAGAGAUAACAAGCCUCAUUAUGAGAAGUAUGCUGUCGAUAUGAACGAUUGUGGUACCAUGGUACUGGACGCUCUUUUCAAGAUCAAGAAUGAGCAGGACCCGACCUUUGUGUUCAGAAGAUCAUGUCGUGAGGGUAUUUGCGGUUCGUGUGCCAUGAACAUCAACGGCGAGAACGGUUUGGCUUGUUUGACUAAGAUCCCCAAGGACAACAAGGUUUGCACGGUUCGUCCUCUCCCUCACUUAUAUGUGAUCAAGGAUCUGGUGGCUGAUUUAACGAACUUCUACGAGCAGUACGCGUCGAUCAAACCGUGGCUGCAGAAGAAGUCGGCGGUGAGCACGGACUACAAGGUGGAGAACCUGCAGUCGCACGAGGAUCGUCUGCUUCUGGACGGUCUGUACGAGUGCAUUCUCUGCGCCUGCUGCUCGACGUCGUGCCCGUCGUACUGGUGGCACGGCGAUAAGUAUCUGGGCCCGUCGAUUCUGCAGCAAGCGUACCGAUGGAUCGCCGAUUCGCGUGAUGAGAUGACGGAGGAGAGACUGAAGAGUCUGGACGAUACGUACAAGCUGUAUCGAUGCCAUGCGAUUAUGAACUGCACGCAUGCUUGCCCCAAGAAUCUCAAUCCGGGAAGGUCGAUCCACAAGCUGAAGAAGGCAAUCCACCAUAUGCAUUAAUGGAGGGGGAGGAAGAAGAGGAGAGUUGAGGUGCGGUGAUUUGUGAUGAUGAGGAUGAGGAGGAUGU
Molecule: messenger RNA, 889 nt
Organism: Blastocystis hominis
Lineage: Eukaryota; Bigyra; Opalinata; Blastocystidae
Product: Succinate dehydrogenase iron-sulphur subunit (SDHB)
Exons: 5
Coding region: 1-822 (273 amino acids)
Biological process (GO): aerobic respiration; tricarboxylic acid cycle; respiratory electron transport chain
Molecular function (GO): 2 iron, 2 sulfur cluster binding; electron transfer activity
Source: RefSeq, a predicted model, not a curated record